Messenger RNA from Lottia gigantea (owl limpet), 2374 nucleotides. RefSeq lists its product as hypothetical. The transcript has 15 exons. Gene Ontology annotation, biological process: calcium ion import across plasma membrane. The coding region runs from base 1 to 2313 and encodes 770 amino acids. Gene Ontology annotation, molecular function: calcium channel activity; protein binding. Gene Ontology annotation, cellular component: membrane. The record is from RefSeq and is a predicted model, not a curated record. NCBI's taxonomy places the organism in Eukaryota, Metazoa, Mollusca, Gastropoda, Lottiidae.
AUGGGGAAUGCAGCUCCUGUAUCGAGAGAGGUGAAAAAUCAGGGCCAGGGACAAGAAUUAUAUGAUCUUGUGAAUAUGAAGGGUGGGGGUACAUUAAUUGAACUUAUGAAGAAGGCAAGAGAGACUAAUGACUACACAGAACUUGAUACUGAAAUUGAUAAAAUAGGAGAGAAAUAUCUGUAUGAGGAUAAAGACUGUAGUAUAACUGUUUCUGAACUAAUUAACUUUAGAAAUAAAAAUGACAAGAGUAAAUUGGAUUUAUUUACCAAUAGAAUAAAACAGAAAAAACAAGAUGUUCAGAAUUCAAUGAAGAAACAAAAAGCAACAGUAUUUGAACAGAAGAAUGAUAUUUGUUGGAAGAUAGAUAAGAGAGGAACUGUAGGAGAAACUAUUCUUCAUCUGUGUUUUCUUAAUAUAUCUCGAGCACAUUCUGACCUUGCUAAAAGACUGAUUAAAAAAUAUCCUAAAAUAAUUAAUGAUAUUUAUGCUGGAGAUGAAUAUUAUGGUGAAAAUGUCCUACAUAUGGCUAUUGUAAAUGAAGAUCCUGCCAUGGUCAAAUUCUUGUUAGAUCACGGGGCAGAUUGUCGAUCUAGAGCUUGUGGAAAUUUCUUCUUCCCAGAUGACCAGAAGAAGUCAAGGACAGAUAAUCCUUAUCAUGAAUGGGUUGAUGUAUCUAGGAAAACAAAUUACGAAGGCCAUGUUUAUCUGGGUGAAUAUCCAUUAAGUUUUGCUGCCUGUUUAGGACAAGAGGAGUGUGUGAGGUUAUUAAUAGCUAAAGAUAGAAGUAUAAACUCUGGAAGUCAAAAUUAUUUAGCUAAUCUACAAGAUGCUAAUGGUAAUACUGUCUUACAUAUGUUAGUUAUUCAAGAUAAAAAGAGUAUGUUUGAUAUUGUUUAUGAACUAGGUGGUAGUUUAAAUAUUAGAAAUCGUCAAGGUUUGACACCAUUAACACUAGCUGCUAAAUUAGCUAGAAAAGAUAUGUAUGAACAUAUUUUAGAGAAGGAGCGCAAGGAGUUUUGGAAGUAUGGUAAUGUAACAUGUGCAGGCUAUCCAUUAGAUCAUAUAGAUACCAUAUCAACUGGGGGAGAAAUCAACUUUAAUUCAGCACUCAAUCUUAUUGUUUAUGGGGAAGAACAGGGUCAUAUAGAUAUGAUGGAAGGUUUAGUUGAAAAUUUAUUACGAGAAAAAUGGAAAACUUUUAUUCGCUACAGGUUUUACCGACGAUUUAUAGUAUUUUCUCUCUAUUUUCUGGCAUUUACUGCUGCAUUUUUCUUGAGGCCAGGAAAAGAUUUAUGUUUGAUUGCUACCAAUACAACUAAUAUAAAUUAUUGUGAUAUACAUGCUGAAAAUAGAACCAUGGACCCUUGUUAUUUAUUGGUUCCCUAUCGUAAUGAAGAUAUCGUAAGAUUAACAUUAGAGGUGUGUGUAUUAGUAGCUGCUAUAGUGUAUAUUUUAUUAUCUAUGAGAGAAAUCAAACAUCAAGGUUUUAAAUGUUUCUUUAAUACUUUAGUAAGAGCCCCAGCUAAGGCGUUGUUUUUAUUAUCCUGUAUAUUUGUAUUGUUGAUGUUACCAGGAAGAGCAUCGUGUUCACAUCAGUAUGAAGAUUAUAUGGCAGUAUUUGCUAUACUCUGUACAGCGCCAUAUUUUCUAUUUUUCUGUCGAGGUUUUCGCACUGUUGGUCCGUUUGUUGUUAUGAUCUAUAAAAUGAUCAAAGGAGAUUUACUUCGUUUUGUUAUUAUUUAUGUUAUUUUUCUCAUUGGAUUUUCACAAGCCAUGUUUAUAGUGUUUCGUGAGGUUGAAAAUAGUCCCUUUAAUAGUAUAGGUGAAUCUAUUGUUGCUAUGUUUGUCAUGUCAGUUGGACAGUUUGCAGAUUUCUAUGAUUCACUAAUAGAAUCUAAACAUAUGAUCAUGGGCAGAAUAAUAUUUAUGGUGUAUAUGGUAUUAGUAACAUUAUUAUUAGUCAAUAUGUUAAUUGCUAUGAUGGGAAAUACAUAUCAACUUAUUGCUAGUACAGAAAAAGAAUGGUUAAGACAGUGGGCAAAGAUUGUACUAGUAGUAGAACAAAGUGUCAGUGAGGAGAAAAGAUUGUUAAAACAGAAAUUGUAUUCUGAACCAAGUUCCUCUGUACCCAAUGGCCGUGUAUUAGUUGUACGUUCACAUCAAACGGAUAAGGACAGAGAAGAAGAAGAAAGACUGAGACAAUUCCACAAGCAACAACAGAAAAAGAAGAAAAAGAAGAUUAAAAUCAGACAAAUUUCUUCACCUCAGUUAUUCAGUGAAUCUGAUGCUGCUGUUGGGAAAAUUAAUAUUUAAUGUCUUUUGAAAUAAUAUUUUCAUAUUUGUUCAGACAGACAAUCCUGCCAAAACAAAUUUU